This is a messenger RNA of Trichoderma citrinoviride, 1302 nucleotides long. Its product is annotated as protein serine/threonine phosphatase 2C. The record is from RefSeq and is a predicted model, not a curated record. The annotation marks the transcript as partial. The transcript has a single exon. Lineage: Eukaryota; Fungi; Ascomycota; Sordariomycetes; Hypocreales; Hypocreaceae. Gene Ontology annotation, biological process: protein dephosphorylation. Gene Ontology annotation, molecular function: protein serine/threonine phosphatase activity.
UCAGUGCUCCCAUUUCCUGCGCGACGAGCUGCACGGCUACAUUGAGGAGGCAGCGGCUGAGUUCGGCCUACAGAGUAGCUUGCGUAAAGAGAACCCUUGGGAAGCCCCCAGAAAUCCGGUGACGCUCAGGCAAGCUCUCGACAGCGUACAGAUGAAGAGCGCCGAAGAAGUGGAGGACGAUAUUGAACUACCGACCCGGGAUGACAAUGAAGGUGUCGUCAAUGCCCCGCGGCACGGAGACCCUCUUCCGAGUGUCAAGUCGGAGUCGGUAGAGGUAUCAGAUCGCUCCAAAGCCAUCAGGCUGAAGGAGAGCCUCAUCCAGGAGUAUAGAGUCUCCAUUGGGGGCUACUUCCGCCGCUUUCAGCCAGAGUACUUCAACCUCUCGGAGGACGGCGAAAACUACACAAUCUCGGUCGAAUCAGCCCUCGCCUACGCCUUCCUGCGCGCCGACUUGGACUUUGUCUCCGCCCAGGCCCGCAAGGUUGACCCGGACGACUCGACGGUCAGCGACAGCCCCCUGAACAACGACGAGAUACUCGGAAAACCUCAUGCCACCCCCUCGGGCCACGACAUUGGUGGCGCGACGCGCUUCAAGGGAGGCUCAACCGCCUCCAUCGUGCUCAUCUCGACACCCACCCCCGUCCCCUUCUGGCACCCAGGCGCGCACUCUUCGCUCAUCGUGGCGCACGUCGGCGACACCCGCGUGCUGCUAUGCGAUACCGCAACCGGGCUCGCGCAGCCCCUGACGUCCGAUCACCACCCCACCACGCCGGGCGAGAGCAGACGCCUGCGCAGGUACGCCCCGGCCGGCUCGAUGGUGUCCGGCGACAGCUUCGGCGAGGAGCGCAUCGCGGGGCUGGCCAACAGCCGCGCCUUCGGGGACAUCAAGAGCAAGCGCAUCGGCGUCUCGGCCGAGCCCGAGAUCACGCGCGUCGAGCUCAGCCCCGCCGAGUACUCCUUCCUGGUCCUCAUGAGCGACGGCGUCUCGGGCACCCUCAGCGACCAGGAGAUUGUGGACGUCAUCAAGGAGGCCAAGACGCCCGAGGAGGGCGCCCGCCGCAUCGUCGACUACGCGACCGAGGUCUCGGACGACGGCGACAACGCGACCUGCCAGGUCGUCCGGCUGGGGGGCUGGGAGCGGCGAUCGGAAGGCGGCCUGGGCAGUCUUGGGACCAAGGAGUUUCGGGAUGCCAGGCGUGCGGAGGCGCAAGAUCCGCGGCGACGACGCGGCAAGCGAUAGGAUUCUUUUCGAUCGGAGAUUCAGUUUCGAUACUCGAUGGAUAUAUUCUAAGUUCACAUCAG